Molecule: messenger RNA, 1079 nt
Organism: Diuraphis noxia (Russian wheat aphid)
Lineage: Eukaryota; Metazoa; Arthropoda; Insecta; Hemiptera; Aphididae
Biological process (GO): regulation of transcription by RNA polymerase II
Cellular component (GO): nucleus
Molecular function (GO): chromatin DNA binding
Source: RefSeq, a predicted model, not a curated record
AACAGCAGCAGCAACAACAGCAACAGCAACAGCAACAACAGCAGCAACAACAGCAACAUCAUCAUCAGCAGCAACAGCACCCACCCACCCACAUGCCACAACCCACCCAUAUACCCACACACCACUACACCAACAUGGGACCACCAGCCACCAGUCCAUUGACCCCUUCACUGGACAUGCACCGGCACUCCAAUCCCACACCAACGCCGGAAGGCAUAACCACUACCAGUGACGAUAGCGAUGACAGCACACCGCACCAAACUAUGCUUGCAAUCAAGAGGGAAAGGCUAUCUCCCGAACCGUUAGAUGGAUGCGGGAUCAUGAAAAUGCAACAAAAGAAGCCGAAACCGACCAAAAAGAAAAAGAAAAGGGAUCCCAACGAACCACAAAAGAUAUACGGACAAAACAAAAUGUUAAUAACAGUGUACAAGAAGAAAACGGAAGCCGCCAAAAAGGAUUACUUGAAGGCCUUGGCUGCAUACAGAGCGAGUCUAGUGUCGAAGGGAGGGGAACCAGACUCGAACAUGUACGCUGGAGGGUACGUGGGCAGCUACGGUGGCGUGUACAACGGAUACUCACCACCCGCGGGCCUACCGUCGCCACCCAUGUCAGUGCCGUCGCCUCACUCGCAAGUCCACGGUCAAGUCAAAAAGUCCGCCAUGAUGAUGGACAAUCGGGUCCCGGUCAUGAACAGCCACCCGCAAAACCACAACCAAUCGCAACAGACAGCCGGUCUGAUCGGCAGCCACAACCAGGUCGCACCAGGACUGAACCAUUUAUCACAGCAUCCCCAGGGCGGACUUCCCCCGUCGCCGCAACAGUCACAGCCUCCGACGUCACCGGCCAAUGUUUCGUCAUACUGGCCGUGGUGUUUCAAUCCAACGCAAAACAGCCAUUAGCCGGUGUCUCGCCGACACCAGCUCAGUUGCCGUUCGGUCGACGUGUGCAUACGAAACGGAUGCGGCAACGACGACGUAUGUCUCUCACCGGAAGUCGGAUGGGACGACGAAUAUAAUCGCGGUUACGAAUGGCGGCCCCGACACUGCAAAAUUAUGGUGAACGACUGGUCUUAAGGACGC